Molecule: messenger RNA, 2844 nt
Organism: Lachancea thermotolerans CBS 6340
Lineage: Eukaryota; Fungi; Ascomycota; Saccharomycetes; Saccharomycetales; Saccharomycetaceae
Gene: UFD2
Product: ubiquitin-ubiquitin ligase UFD2
Exons: 1
Coding region: 1-2844 (947 amino acids)
Biological process (GO): protein polyubiquitination
Cellular component (GO): nucleus; cytoplasm; ubiquitin ligase complex
Molecular function (GO): ubiquitin-ubiquitin ligase activity
Source: RefSeq, a predicted model, not a curated record
AUGGCGUCUUUCGAAGACAUUCUUCUUGUCACCAAAAACCCAGCCGAUCCAAGGGGCUAUGCUGUUCUUCCAGAAGAAUUUGAAGAACCCCUGGACGCAAAUCAAGUCGAUGCCAUACUACUGUACCAACUCGUGGAGAAUCCCAACUUGCCAUUACAACCCUUCGUAUACUUGAAAGACUGCUUCCAAAAAGUACAACAGCAAAAGCGUCUUCUCAAGAAAAGUCAGCAAGAUAUCGAAGCGCUGCAGGAGAUUGAUCGUUUAGUUGUUGGGUAUGGCCUCAUAUUGUUCCAAGUUGAGGAGUUCUCUCAUGGCGAUGGCAACUUUCUCACGUACAUGAAAGGGAUCGUGGCUCGGGUGGAUGAUUACACAGACUUCCUCACGCAACUGAUCAACAGAGCAACGCAAGAAGACACCUUGAUGGAAUUUAUUGAAAACUUUUUUGUUACUCUGAAGAAGUACAUUGAUUCUCUUGGACUGUUCAACCUGAACGACUCUCUGAACUUUUCUUCGGUCUUGACUCUUUUUGAGCUCUUUGUGUCUUUCAAGCCCGUCGCUGCAUCCUUUACCAAAAUAAGUGGUUUCUUUGCCGCUUACAACGCCAAGCCCAAUGACUUUGAAAAGGUAACACUCUUAGGACCUAUUCUCACUCUGUCGCCAUUGAACGCUAGCGUUGCUUUACAAAACUAUGGUGAUAACUUAGAACGCAGCCAGCAGCAGACCAACAUGAUUCAUGAGUCGCUCCAAACCCAACAUAAGAUGGUUCUUGAUAGGCUCUUCUAUAUCGUGGAUAAAAUUAUUCGUGGCUCAGUUGAAUCACGUACAGACGUGCUCACAUAUUUUGCUCAGAUUAUAAACAAGAACCAUUUGCGGAGAGGUGACCACGCUCAGCUUAACAAACUUGCUUCAAAUGCUUUCGUUUCGAAUAUAGCUCUACUGUUGGUACGAUUCUCGCAACCUUUUCUGGACGUCUCCUACAGGAAAAUCGAUAAGAUUGACGUUAACUAUUUCAACAACUUGAAUCUUUUCCUUGACCUAUCCAGCGAGACUCGCAUGAACUCAGAUUUCAAAGAAGCAGACGAGUUUUAUGAUAAGAACAAGAAAAGCGAAGAUAACAAACCUAACUUUAUCUCUGACUGUUUCUUCCUGACGCUUGCUUACUUGCAUUACGGAAUCGGGGGCACUUUACUCUACGAUGAGAAAGUGUCACCACAAAUCAAGCGGAUGAGAGAAGAAGUUGAAAGAAUUACUCGCGCUACACAGUCAGGAGACAUGUUUGCAAGGUUUGCCUCAAUGCAAUUACCUGCUCUCGAAAAGAACCUUCAAACCAUGCAAUCUAUUCAGCAAACACUGCAGGGGUUUUUCUCGCACAAAUCUCUUCAACUCGAGGUGUUCGAAUUUAUAAGCGGUGCAUGCACUUUCUUGGUGAGAGUCAUUGAUCCAAAUCACCAAUACCCGCAUAAGCAGAUAAAGCUACCUCUCAUUCCAGACCAAGUUGGAGUUGAAAACGUUGAUAAUGCCGACUAUCUUAGAGAGCAUGCUCCAGUUCCUUUCAAGUACUACCCAGAGUUUGUCAUUGAGGGCAUAAUCAAUUAUGCUCAAUAUAUUUCCAAGUACUCCUUGAAUCCAAUGUUUGGAAAUCCUCGGCUACACUCCUUCGUUGAGAUGGCUACAGUCAUACUGCGCUGCCCAGAGUUGGUCUCUAACCCUCAUUUGAAAGGCAAACUCGUGCAAGUACUGAGCAUUGGGGCCAUGCCUAUUCGCGAUAACACUCCCGGAUUUAUGAUGGGAAUUUUCGAGAACAACGAGCUUGUGCGCGAAAAUCUAUUGUACGCCUUGCUUGACUUCUACGUGAUAGUAGAGAAAACAGGGUCCUCAUCACAGUUUUAUGAUAAGUUCAACAGCCGCUACAGCAUAUCAAUUAUUUUGGAAGAAAUUUACCAGUUCUCAGAAUACCGCAGGCAGAUCAUCUGGCAGUCGCAAAGUAACGCAGAUUUCUUCGUGAGAUUUGUUGCACGAAUGCUCAAUGACUUGACAUUUUUGCUUGACGAAGGCUUGAGUAGCCUUGCAGAGGUUCAUAACAUUCAACGGGAGCUUGAAAACCGAGUGCGAGGAUCCGCGCCUACGCGUGAGGAAAAUGAUCAAGAACUGCAAUCAAAGCUUGCGUCUGCAGAGAGACAGGCGAAAUCUUCUUGCGGGUUAGCAGAAAAGUCCAUUACUUUGUUCAAUAUCUUCUCCAAGGAUAUUCCUAGCGCGUUCUGUACUCCAGAAAUCGUGGACAGGUUAGCAGGGAUGCUUGAUUACAACUUGGCUUCUUUGGUGGGCCCAAAAUGCCGAGAGCUCAAAGUGAAAAACCCCAAGAAAUAUUCUUUUGACGCGAAGUCUUUGUUGAGGUCUCUUUGUACCGUCUACACCAAUCUUGCAGAUCAACCCGAAUUUAUUUCAGCGGUUGCUAAAGAUGGUCGGUCAUUUAACAAGGAGCUAUUCGAUCGGUCAGUGCAUAUUCUAGGGAACAAAACUGGACUAGUCAACGAUGAGUUUUGUGUCAAGCUGCUACAGUUCGCAAGGGACGCGCAGGACCAGAAGGUGGCUGAAGAAGAGGCCGACCUUGAGAUGGGCGAGGCUCCCGAUGAGUUCUUGGAUCCACUGAUGUUUACGCUCAUGAAAGACCCAGUGAUUUUGCCCGCCUCGAGAGUCACGAUUGACCGAAGCACGAUUAAAGCGCACCUGCUGAGCGAUUCUACAGAUCCUUUCAACAGAAUGCCUCUCAAGCUGGAAGAUGUUAUUCCUAACGAAGAGCUUAAGCACAGGAUCGAGAUGUUCAGAAGGAACAAGCGCGAGUAA